Molecule: messenger RNA, 479 nt
Organism: Microstroma glucosiphilum
Lineage: Eukaryota; Fungi; Basidiomycota; Exobasidiomycetes; Microstromatales; Microstromataceae
Exons: 2
Coding region: 22-351 (109 amino acids)
Source: RefSeq, a predicted model, not a curated record
CAUCACCAUCACUCGCCCAUCAUGCUCGACGCCCUUGUCAACCGAUCCAACACCAUCGUCCAGCGUCAGCGAAUCUACCAGGCCGACACCCGCCCCGUCUACCAGCGUCUGCCCCGCUCAGGAAUGUACAUGAAGGUUUACAUGGCCUUCUUCACCGUGGGAAUGAUUGGCAUCACCGGUGGACUGAUCAAUGCCUCCAAGGUGAGUAAUUGCGGAAUGAUGGAACCUGAGGAGAUGCUGGGCGGAAGUCUGUCAGGUGGAAAGGAAGCAGAGAGCCCGGCCAGGGAUGGACGUGCCCUAUGGGCGCGGCGCCAUGACGAUGAGCAGAAGGAGGCUCUUCUGCUGUCUUAGGUAGUCGAACAAUACAGUCACCAUCAGCGCUCCCCUCUCUGAGGUAUUCUGCGCGCUCUCAAAGAUCCACGAGGGAGAUCAAGGACAUGGUUGAAACGUGUUCUCCGAUAGAUACGAGGAGCUGCCGC